UUUGAGUGGCAUCGUCUAGUCAGGGCGUCGUCGGAACAGUUAAACAUGUGUCAGUCCACAGGCCUGCCUUCAUGGGUAUACCCUUUCCCCCCCCUUCGGAGGACACGCCGCCCCCAACACGUCCGAAGCCCGUUUGGGCUCAAGCGGGGUUUCCAUUCGCUUUCUCCUCCGACCUCCCGUUUCCGGGGUCGCGAUUCGUGCUCCCCACCAUUCGCCCGCCUUAAGCUGCUCGCGGCUGGUUGGCGCGGCGGCGCCUGGCGGCGCGACGGCGGCGCCGUGGCGCGACCGCGGGGUCGAACCGCAUGGCAGAGGAGACGGAGGCGGAGGCCUUUUUCGCGGGGGACGGUGCUGCGUCGGACGACGGCCGCAGUGGUGCCACCGACCUCCCCACGCUCAUCCUGCCGCUGGAUGUUUCUGCUGGCGGGUGCAACUGUUCCACUGGGUUCACGUCUGGCGGCUUGGAGUGUCGGUUCGCCUCGCGAGCGGUCCGGGUCUCACGCGAGAUGCCGCCUGCCCGCUUCGUGAGAGCCCAGUUCCUGUUCAGCACCAGCGGCUCCCGGGACUGGUGGGCGCGGAGCAGUGGCCAGGCGGGAGGCAUCUCCGAACGCCCGCUGCUCCACCUGUGCACGGAGCGGCUUUGCUCGGUCAUCAUGUGCCCGCCCAGCUACGCGGAGCUCAUGCACGUCGUGGACGGGGGCAAGCUGGGGUUGUUGGAGCUGCGGGCACACGAGGAGUGCUUGCAUAGCAUCUCCGGGGCGGCCUGGCCGACGGACGUCCUCGGACCGCUGGAGGCUGCUCGGGCUGCAGUGGUCCCGAGUCGGCCUGCCGCUGCAGCCAAGAGUCUCCCUGCUCCGCCUGUGGCGGGCCCGUUCGACGGACACCUGGGGCCCGCUUCGCCAGCCUUGUCCGACUGCGAGUCGGAGUUGAGCCGCAAGAGUUCGAGGCCGCGCGCUCACUUCGACAUUCAGAAGCGUGGCCGAGCCGGCGUGGACUUCACUUGCGACGCGGAGGUUGCCACGGCUGCUGGAGAGCCCCCACCCAAGAAACGCUCCUCCGGCGACCUCCUGCAGGAGUGGGCGGCGAAGCUGAAGGCCUUGCCUGGUGCGGAUGCUGCCCGCGGCUCGCGGGAGCCUGCCCCAGGCGGGGCGACCUCGUCGCAGGACGUGGGGGCCGGCCAGCGGGAGCUCGCGCGGGCUCUCCUGCAGGCGAUGCGCGAGGGGAAGGAGCCGGCCAGCACCAGCGAGCUCAUCAGCGACGGCGCGGGCUCCACCGACCCUGCGGGGGCCCCGAGGGUCUUGGCGGGCAAGAGGGCCAGAGGGCCUACUGCCGUCGUCGGCUAGCUUCCAGCUCCCUUGGCCGGCUCAUCGAGCAUAGUCUGCAGCAGAUGGCGGACUUCGUCGGCUCGCAGGAGGGCGAGGCUGCCGUGGGUGCGAAGAGUCCGAUUGCGCUGCGGUAUUUGCUCACGAUCUACCUGCCGCAUCACCCGUGCGGGACAUCGGUGUCCAGACGUGCCGGGGGCCGCGCGCGCUCGCCGAGUCGGUCAAUCUGCGAGUGCAGGGCGAGGCCGCCCACGCCUACGAUUUGCUGAUCCGGCGCCUCAAGGCGGCGCAGGUCUCCACCUCUGGCGGCAACUGGUCGGCGGCGAAGUGGCGGGAGCUCAUGCCGCCGCGGCGCGAGCCGACCGCGAUCCGCAGCGAGGAGGAGGGGAAGAUGAAGCUCGACGAGCUCGCGCCGCGGCUGGGGCCCAUGUGUAUAUAUAUUUAUAGAAGUCUGGGCGGUAAAGCUCGCGAUCGCCCGCGCCCCCCGCCCCGAUAGCGCCGCGCUGUUCCCCCCGCGCGUUUCAGGGAGUCCCCCAAUACACACAAUUUUCAGAACGAUAUCACUAGUACUUCUUGUCUCCGCCAUGAUGGCCCGCAGUUUCUCGGUUUCUCGCGUAGGCGAUGCGAGCUCUGUGGUGGUAUGCCCGCCUCGCUGCGCUGCGACGCAGUGGCGGCAUGCGAUAUCACUUCCCAACCUCCGAAAUUUUGCGGUCGAACACAGAUAGGUUCCACCCCGUCGCAAGCGCGACUGCAAAGACCAACUCGGUGCGCUGUUUGGCCUCGUCUUGCCUUGUCCUCGUUUUCCCCUCCGUGAUGACACGCGUGAGCUGCAUUGGCUUGCCGAAUUUGCCCCUGGGCCAGAAUUUGGCCCACAGAGGGCCCUGCGGGACGUUGCCGACGACGUCUGGAGCCCUCCCUCGUCCCGCCCUCUUUACACCUCCUGACGCCUCUCCCACUCCUCCUCCAUCCCCCUU
Messenger RNA from Prorocentrum cordatum, 2293 nucleotides. The record is from the annotation of a GenBank genome assembly. Lineage: Eukaryota; Dinophyceae; Prorocentrales; Prorocentraceae.